Molecule: messenger RNA, 708 nt
Organism: Bipolaris victoriae FI3
Lineage: Eukaryota; Fungi; Ascomycota; Dothideomycetes; Pleosporales; Pleosporaceae
Exons: 2
Coding region: 1-708 (235 amino acids)
Biological process (GO): cytokinin biosynthetic process
Cellular component (GO): cytosol
Molecular function (GO): hydrolase activity, hydrolyzing N-glycosyl compounds
Source: RefSeq, a predicted model, not a curated record
AUGUCUUACCAUCUCCUAAAAGACACACGACCAGCUGCUCUGGACGAAGUGAGCGUGCGCCGCCGGAAGAUUUGUGUCUUCUGCGGAUCGAGUAGCGGUGCCAAUCCUGCAUACAUCGAAGCUGCUCAAGCUUUAGCCAGAGCAUUGGCUGAGCAGGAUAUUGAUCUCGUCUAUGGGGGGGGUACUAUCGGCCUCAUGGGCGAAGUAGCAAAAACACUCUGUUCGAUCAAAGGGCCUUCAGCUGUCCACGGGAUAAUCCCUCAAGUCCUGGCUGAACAUGAGCGCACUGACGGAUAUCGAAUUACCAACACGGGGCUUUACCUUCCGGACGAAUCCACAUACGGUCGCACAACCGUAGUUCCGGAUAUGCACACUCGUAAGACAAUGAUGAUGAAAGAGGUUCUUAGCGGUGGUCCUGGGAGCGGGUUUAUUGGCCUCCCUGGCGGCUAUGGCACCAUGGAAGAGCUUUUCGAGGUUAUCACGUGGAACCAGUUGGGGAUUCACCGGCUGGGCGUCUGUUUACUUAACUUAGAAGGAUACUGGGAUCCAAUCGUGCAGUGGGUGAAUAGCGCUAGUAAUAACGGAUUUAUAAAUUCGGCGAACAAAAACAUCAUGGUAGUAGCUAGGGACCCAGCGCUAGCGAUUGAAGCGCUACAUAACUACAAGGUGUCUCCGGCUGUGUUUAAGUUGGAAUGGGCUCACUUGUGA